AUGGAGGAGUCCGCCAAGGACGUCGCACCAAAACGACCAACAAUCUUCCUGUCAAACAGGCUCCUCAGCGCGGCUGCGUAUGUACGACAGGGGAACCUAGUACCCAUCGACUGCACUACCGCAGACGACGUGGAGUCCUUUUACUGGGUCAUCCUCUACGCCGUGUACAGGCACGGCCUUGAGACUCUGAAGGCCCGCAAGUCUGACAAGGCUCGCAGCCGGCUUGAUGAUGAGUUCUCCAAGAUCUUCUGGGCGCGGGACGUCGGAACACUGGUCGACCAACGGGUGGUGGCAUUCAAUCUCAAUCCUAUGGGACGCAGCAACUACGAUGGGAUCCACGUGUUGCUCGACCAUCUCAACGACGAAGACCCACAGCCCGCAUUGAGGACGCUCGUCGCGGGAAUAUGGCAGAAACUCCGCCUGUGCCCGUUCAAAGAGGAACCGCUACGCAACACAUACGCCGACCUGGAUAAGGAAGUAGUAGAAGUUAACCACGGUUUCAACAAUAGGCGCAAGGCGCUUGGGCGCGCUGUGCUUCCCAUCCAAGGUACGGUUCCCGGCAACGCGGGUUGGUAUACCGACGACCACGAUUUCCUCAUAUAUGUUCUCGAGAACAUGAUCGACGAGCUGGAGGCGGAGAGCGCGUCAUGA
Molecule: messenger RNA, 651 nt
Organism: Trametes versicolor FP-101664 SS1
Lineage: Eukaryota; Fungi; Basidiomycota; Agaricomycetes; Polyporales; Polyporaceae
Exons: 2
Coding region: 1-651 (216 amino acids)
Source: RefSeq, a predicted model, not a curated record